CAGAGUUGGAAGAGAACUAAGAACUAUCCAUAACUUCCCUGUGUGACCUUAGCCCAUUCUACCUCAAUUCUGAUCUCACAUUCCGCAUAUAGAAGUCAAACACUUGCUAAAUUGAUUAUUAGGUCAUUCUUCUGGAAUGAGGUAGCAGAUUAAAAAAAAAAAAGAAUAAAAAUCCCCAAACAAGGUAUCUUGAGGAAAUGGAUGAAUAGAGGGAGGAGAGUUAAAACUACCACAAAGAAGAUUUUCAUUCUUAAACUGGGGAAGAGAAUGAACUUAAGAACUGGUUGCCAAGACAACAUGCUGUUAGGGAGGGAAGAGGAAAGGAAAUGGGAUCUCAGUGGUUACUAUUGUUAUUACUACUUCUGGAAACGAGGGUCAUAAGGAGCUGUCUUGAAUGUGAUCCCAAAUAUUUUAAUGACAUUAUUUGGCUACUGGAAGACCUGGUGCCCCAAAAUACUCCUUCAAGAACUGCUUUCCUUGAUCGGCAACUUCAAGAAAUGAGGGACGUAAGCACCAAGGUCCACCAGGGGAAGAAAAGACUGCGGGUCUUGGAUGUUCGCCAAGCUUUCAAAGUAAGAGAGUGGUUGAAAGAAAAGCUCAAGAAUUUAAAACAGAAGCCAUGGAAAGGAGUCUUCAUCUUCCAGGGUCAACUUCUUCAACUUCGUCAGAACCUUCAGUCCUAUUUGACUGAGACUUUAAAGACCUUCUCUGAUCUUGCUUGUUCUGAAGACUGCAUGAUGACUGAGGGUCCUGUUCUUGAUUGUUGGAAUUGUCUACGAAUUACUACACCUUGCUUCAAAGGAGAACUUUGUGGUGAUGAUGACCCAAAGACAGCUGAACAACGAGAAAUUGCAUUGUUUCUAACAUUGAUGGUGGAGGCAGUGGGAUUGGGAUCUAUUGCCUUUCUGUAUUACUUUUGCAUCAUUCACCGGAAAAGAAUGAAGGUGAAGCUAGAAGAAUUUAAGAAAAUUGCAAAUACACUAAUGGAAUAGAAGAGAAGUGAGAAAGAAAAUACGGUAGCAAGAAAAUAAAUUCAUAACAAAUGUGCAAGUCUCUUGCAAUUC
Messenger RNA from Antechinus flavipes (yellow-footed antechinus), 1064 nucleotides. RefSeq names its product IZUMO family member 3 (gene IZUMO3). The record is from RefSeq and is a predicted model, not a curated record. NCBI's taxonomy places the organism in Eukaryota, Metazoa, Chordata, Mammalia, Dasyuromorphia, Dasyuridae. The transcript has 7 exons. The coding region runs from base 327 to 992 and encodes 221 amino acids.